Fomitiporia mediterranea MF3/22 is the source of this 1314-nucleotide messenger RNA. Its product is annotated as Queuine tRNA-ribosyltransferase. NCBI's taxonomy places the organism in Eukaryota, Fungi, Basidiomycota, Agaricomycetes, Hymenochaetales, Hymenochaetaceae. The transcript has 11 exons. Bases 1 to 1314 code for a protein of 437 amino acids. Gene Ontology annotation, cellular component: cytosol. Gene Ontology annotation, molecular function: tRNA-guanosine(34) queuine transglycosylase activity. The record is from RefSeq and is a predicted model, not a curated record.
AUGCAGUUUGAAAUAAUUGCUAAGUGUCCUGUGACAAAAGCGCGUGUUACAAAAAUGACUCUCGCCCACGGACCAACGAUGCUACCGACUUUCAUGCCUGUAGCGACCCAAGCAGCCAUCAAAGGCCUUACGUCUCAUCAAUUGGAAGCGAUCGGAAUCACGCUUAUCUUGAAUAAUACAUAUCAUUUGAACUUGCGUCCGGGAAUUGAUGUGUUGGAUGCUGCUGGCGGAGCACAUAAGCUUCAAGGAUGGAAAAGAAACUUGCUGACGGAUAGUGGCGGAUUCCAACUGGUUUCUCUGAGCCAAUUUACAAAGAUUACGGAGGAGGGGGCAUUAUUUGCAAGCCCGUUUACGGGGGAGCCAACCAUGCUGUCCCCAGAGCAGAGUAUGGCGAUUCAACAUUCAAUCGGUGCUGAUAUCAUAAUGCAACUUGACGACGUCGUUCCAUCUCUUCUCAUAGGACCUCGCGUCGAGGAAGCAAUGUGGCGUUCCGUACGAUGGUUAGACCGAUGUAUCACGUUCCAUGAAGAAAGUGGGAAGAAUAAGACGCAGAACUUGUUUGCAAUUGUGCAGGGAGGGCUAGAUACACGAUUACGAGAAUUGUGCCUUGAGGAGAUGAUCAAGAGGAAGGAACACGUACCUGGAUAUGCUGUCGGAGGACUUAGUGGUGGAGAAGCAAAAGAUGACUUUUGGAGAGUAGUGAACCAGUGUACCGAUAUGUUGCCAGUUGAUAGACCUCGAUAUUGCAUGGGUAUCGGAUUUGCUGAGGAUCUUCUCGUAUGCGUCGCACUAGGCAUUGAUAUGGCCGAUUGUGUUUUUCCAACCAGAACCGCGCGUUUUGGUGUUGCACUGACGUAUCGAGGGCCCUUGAAUCUUCGACUCGCGAAGCAUGCCAAAGAUCUGCAACCAAUUGAUAGGGAAUGCCCCUGUCCAACCUGUGCUGGCGGUAUGACUCGGGCAUUCCUGCACCAUCUCGUUGCGGAAGAGACGGUCGCUGCGCAUGCCGUUACUCAGCACAACAUCACAUUCCAAGCACAACUGAUGGGUCGGGCAAGGGAUGCCAUUGUUGCCGGUACCUUCCCCGACUUCCUUCGUACGUUCUUCCGGACGUACUUUGAUACCGACUUUAGAUCAACCGUAGCUGCGACGCAAAAACCAAUGAGUGGCGAGGAUAUAGCAAGUGGACCAGUAUAUCCAAAAUGGUGUGUCGACGCGUUGCGUAGCGUUGGUGUGGAUAUCUUAGAAGGCGUACCUAAUGCGAAGAUUAUUGAUGGGGGUGGUGCGAAGUGGGAAUAUGCGGCGACAGACGGUUGA